CCACACUGUGCCCGUGAGGAGGCCACGCCAGGCCCCUGCGUCCGAGCUGGGGUUGGGGAAGCUGUGUCUGAACAAGCCCCUCUAUGGGAUUCUGGCGCCUGCUCAGCUUGACAACGCGCUCGUCGUGGAGCCCAGCAGACAGGCGGCCUGACCCGGAGAAAAGGCAGGACGGCGGGUGCCCUGCCAGGGAGAGCCGCCGCCGCUGCGUCUACAGGAGGCAGAAGAGUAAACGUGGCUGGGCAGUGGAUGUGCAGCUCACGUCAGAGAAUUUGUGCUUUUGGCGAGGAGGGACCAAGCCUCACCACGGAGAAGGACACCGUCACCGGCGUGCAGGCUGCCAACCUGCCACUCUGGGAGGCCCCACGCGGCCCCUGCACCUCUCAGGAGGGCGCUGGCGCUGGGAUGGUGGCCGGCCAGGCAGGGGUGGCAGGAGAAAACCCAUCCGAGUCCUGCAGGUCAGUGCCCUGGGCAUCCAGUGGGGCCGGGAGGGGUGUCUGAGCGCAGCCACCUUCUAUCCCCGGCCUCAUGUGGCCCCAUCAGCCCAACUGGAGCGGCUGGAAAUGACCAUCACCAGGCCUGGCCAAGGUGUGGUCCUGGAAGCCAGGACAGUUGACUUCCGGCCAUGACUCCCAG
Gorilla gorilla gorilla (western lowland gorilla) is the source of this 633-nucleotide messenger RNA. RefSeq lists its product as uncharacterized. The transcript has a single exon. The record is from RefSeq and is a predicted model, not a curated record. Bases 84 to 626 code for a protein of 180 amino acids. Lineage: Eukaryota; Metazoa; Chordata; Mammalia; Primates; Hominidae.